This is a messenger RNA of Talaromyces proteolyticus, 538 nucleotides long. RefSeq lists its product as uncharacterized. NCBI's taxonomy places the organism in Eukaryota, Fungi, Ascomycota, Eurotiomycetes, Eurotiales, Trichocomaceae. The transcript has a single exon. The record is from RefSeq and is a predicted model, not a curated record. Bases 115 to 384 code for a protein of 89 amino acids.
CUUUAGGCCGCCAUGCUCCGCGCGUAAAACAUGUUUCAGGAUCAUAUCCUACACCUAUAGAACGGAAUUCCUGUCCUUUUCCAGUUGAAGGAGCCAUGCUUUCGGGGUAUACUCAUGGCCGAGUCUGAGUCUUCUUCUACGUCACCUCCCCAAGGCACUGUCUUCCAUUUCUUCCCCAAGCUACCAAUCGAGUUGCGGUUUGAAAUUUGGCGCCUACUCUUACCCCAUCGUGUCUGCGAGAAAGACCAGCCCUUUUAUGAGAUUGUAUUUAAACUCCUGGACGAAAAAACCCCAUCACCGUGCCUCCUCUAUCAGACGACCGAGGUAAACGGGCGGGCCGCCCGUCAUCAGUCGUAUAUCAUGAGUCACGCGCAGUCGCUUUGAAAACCGGGACCUUCUUCGAGUUCUCUCACAGCACCAAUCCCUUGCUUAAACCUAGAUCUCCAGAGGCUGAGUGGUACAAUUGGACUUCUAUCAGCGCGGCAUGGUUCGACCCUACGCGAGACUCAAUACGUCUCAAUUGGAACCCCUCUUACGA